Messenger RNA from Aspergillus sclerotioniger CBS 115572, 987 nucleotides. RefSeq lists its product as uncharacterized. The transcript has 3 exons. The record is from RefSeq and is a predicted model, not a curated record. NCBI's taxonomy places the organism in Eukaryota, Fungi, Ascomycota, Eurotiomycetes, Eurotiales, Aspergillaceae. The coding region runs from base 1 to 987 and encodes 328 amino acids.
AUGACUAUCGUUACAGUCAAACAUGUCGCCAUCGCCGAGCUGGUCGUCUACAUACCCAUAUCCCUGGUGACACUCCUCGUUGUUCUUCGUCAUGGCUUUCACAAACAGCUGGGCUGGAUCUAUCUCUUCAUCUUCAGCGGGAUCAGAAUCGCUGGUGCCGUGAUGGAGAUCAUCAGUGAGAAGCAUCCCGACAACACCAGCGACGUGGAAUGGGCAACCAUAUUGCAAUCAGUGGGACUUUCCCCUCUGUUGUUAUCGAGUCUGGGUCUUUUGAAGAGAGUCUUUGAUGAGAUCUGCCAGCAUGGGCCAUCCUCUCCAGGCUCCCGACACAAUAUGUUAUUGCAGGAGUUGAGCUCAGUGAGUGGUAUUGCAACAAAACUUAUUGGAAUAUAUUCCCAAAAAGCGACUGCUAUUUCGGGUCGCAGCAAAAUCGUCCAGCUCCUUCAUGUUCCGUCCCUAAUCGCUUUGAUUCUUUCAAUCAUGGGCGGUACAGACCAAGCCUCUUCGAAUCCGUCCGACCACGCCGGAGGAAAGACCGAAACCCGCGUUGGGAUUAUCAUAUUCCUCGCAGUAUAUGUCGCCCUCUGCAUCCUCUGGUUGACGACCGUCAAGGACCUACAACGGAUGGCAUCAAGCCAGAAGCGCAUCAUUGGAGUGGUGCUAAUAGCAUUGCCCUUGAUCGCCUGUCGCUUGCUGUACAGUCUGAUCAGUGACUUCAGCCAUGACCGUCGUUUCUCGCUUGUCUCUGGGGACGUCACAAUCCGCCUGUGCAUGGCUAUCAUCGAGGAGUUUUUGGUGGUGUUGAUGUACACGAUACUUGGCGUUUUUACCCCUCGAUCGGAUGCCAACAGGGUCCCUUCGAGCCCUCAACAAUGGCCGUAUGGGACUGCGGACCCAGAGUCCCAUACCGCACCUAUUGUCCCUCGCGGUGCUGGUCGUCAGAAGUAUGAACCUGUUGGACCCGAGUACAGCCAUCUCCGACAGUGA